GUCGGCUUGUUGAAACUGGUAAUACGGCCUAGGGGCAGAAGACUUUCCGCAAGUUUUGUCACCUCAUAACAUUGUAUUCACCGAUACGUAAUUAACCUACGCAUCCAAAGAGCCAUGGCAGCAACGCACAACCCGAUGCGGGCAUCCACCCCGCCGCCCGCCGUCUCCAAGACGACGAUCCACAUGUCGGGUCUCCUCUGUGACGUCUACGGUCUCGAGGAGCUCGUCGCGCGUAAGCAGAAGCCGUCGGCGGUCUCGUGUCUUUGGCUUCAUCACCCGCGCUUGCGUGCAAAGGAGGACAUGGGUGAUAUCGCGAGCCGGGUGAUUUCCCAAUGGGAGGAGACAUCGUCGUCGUCUGCGUCUGGCAGUACCAGGGCCCUCAUCGCCGUGGCGUUUGACCAGCAGAACCACGGCACCAGGACGGCGUCGGCGGCGGCGCGGGAUAGCUGGCGCGAGGGGAACAAGACGCAUGCGCUGGAUAUGUGGGGGAUGGUUUCGGGUAUGGUGGCGGACACGAAGGGGUUGUUGGAUGUUGCGGAGGGGUAUGUGAAGAUGGAGCUGGGGCAGAGAAGGGAUGGGAAGGCGGCGGCGGAGGAGGAGGGGUGGGAGAUUGAUCAGCAUCUGGUGUUGGGUGUGAGCUUGGGUGGGCAUAGUGCGUGGCAGACUAUGUUUAGGGAGGAGAGGGUUGAGGCCGGGGUUGUUAUUAUUGGGUGUCCUGAUUAUAUGGCUCUCUUGUCAGACCGCGCGAGGUUAUCCAAGCUGGCAACCUUUUCUGCGCAAGAUAACGGCGCCUCGUUCCUGGGCAGCAGAGACUUUCCCCGCGACCUCGUAGCCUCUUGUCUGCGUCACGACCCCAAGGGCAUCCUCUUUGGCACCAGCGCCAUCUCGGAACGGGCCGCCAGUCUCACUCAAGACGAACAGGAGCGUCUGCGCGGCGUCCUGGACGGCCUACGCCUCCACGGCAAGAAGUUUCUCAUCUGCUCCGGCGGCGAGGAUAAGUUGGUGCCCUACGCCAUGUCGGCGCCCUUUGUGGAGUUCCUGACGGCUGCUACGGGGACGUGGUUUGCUGAUGCUGGGGUCGAGGUUGAGAAUAAGGUGUAUGAGGGGGUUGGACAUGCUUUUAGUGAGGGCAUGGUGGAGGAUUCGGUGAGGUUUUUGGUUGGGGCUGUUGCUGGGAAGGAUGCUGGGGCGGGAGCUGGGGAGAAGUCGAAGAUUUGAGGGUCCGAAAGCUUAGCAGAGCAGAGCACACUGAGGGAUCAAGGAGGUUGAAGACAAGGGAAUAUAUACA
Colletotrichum godetiae is the source of this 1288-nucleotide messenger RNA. RefSeq lists its product as uncharacterized. The transcript has 3 exons. The record is from RefSeq and is a predicted model, not a curated record. Lineage: Eukaryota; Fungi; Ascomycota; Sordariomycetes; Glomerellales; Glomerellaceae. The coding region runs from base 115 to 1218 and encodes 367 amino acids.